CAUACUUUCCGCGCACCGUUUAACUCGAACUCGUUGACAAGUAUCUGUGAUUCACAUUAUCUAUUGCCCAGUUUUAAGUUCUAUUACAAAAGUAACUAGGUUUCUAAAAAGUCUUCGACUUUCUUCUACAGUAUCUGUCAAAGUUAUAGAACUUUUAUAACCUGAGCAAAAUAUUCAUUUAGAUCCGAGACUUCUCGAUUACCUAGUCGCUUAAAUUCUAAGCGACAAAUUUUUUCCGUGUAACAGAUUACAUUAGGGCAAUUUUUAAUUAUUUUUUCUCAUACUUUAUUCAUUUAUGGAACAUGUUCAAUAUUUAUUACUUAAUUUUUGCCGUCCACUUAAUAAUUUUAUUAAUAAUAAAUAAAUACAAAACACUUGUUUUCGAAAGUGAUGUUGAAAAUAAUAUUUCGGAAGUUUGUGAAACUAAGGAAUGCCACUCAUUAGCGGAAUCAAUUAAAAAGGGAAUGAAUGAUAGCGUAAAUCCUUGCGAUGACUUUUAUUCCUACGUAUGUGGUUCAUGGCAAUCUAAUUAUCCGGUUCCUGAAGGCGAAAAAUUCUGGAAUUUAUUUAAAAUAAAUAAUGAAGAAAGAAAAUUUAUUCUAAAAGAAAUUAUAGAAAAGCAACUAAGUCCUGAGGAUAUUGAGCCAUUAGUUAACGAGAAAAAAUUGUACAAAUCUUGUAUGGAUGAAGAUAGAAUUAAGAAAAGAGGAUUGGAACCGUUAAAGAAAAUUAUAGACAAGAUUGGUGGUUGGCCAAUGGUUAUGAAUACAACUGAAUGGGAAAAAAAAGAAAUCACUUGGCAAGAUGUUGUUUAUUAUUAUGUCGAUAUUGUAGGAGGAUAUGGUUUGUUUACUAUACAUACUGUAUAUAAUCCAAAAAAUUCCACACUUAACAUGAUUAUGAUUACUCAAGAAAAUGGGUUUCUGCCUGACACCAUUUAUUUGAAAGAUAUGAAAAGUAGUCAUUAUUAUAAUGAAUAUAUUUCAUACAGUCAUGAAAAUAACAAUAAAACAGAAGAUAAAAAGAUUCUAGACAGAGCAAUUUCUAAAUAUUCAGAAUCCGAAGGAAUGAGGGACGAAAAAGAAAUCGAAAUUGAAAGUAGAAAUUUGUAUGAGUUUAUUGAAUCCUUAAAGAAGAUUAAAUUAACUCUAAAUGAAAGAAGAGAAUCUGGAUAUCAAAUAAUGCGAAUAAGCUAUUUUCAGAAUUUUUAUAACCAUAACAAUACUAAUGAAAGCACGAUAUCAAAGAUUAAUUGGCUCGAAAUGAUUAAAGCCGUUUACAAUAAUACAGAUGUUGUUAUUGAUGAAUCAGAAAAAAUAAUUUUACUUGACAAAACUUACUUCAAUAAAUUAAGUCAACUACUAGAAAAAACAGCUCAAAGAACAAUUGUCAAUUACAUUCAUUGGAUCUUUAUACGGGAGACCCUUCCAUAUUUAGAUAAAGAAAUAAAACAAUUCAUUUAUGACACGAAGAAAACUGCUGAUGUAGGAAUCAUCAAACCAUCAGAAAGGUGGGAAUAUUGUUUCAAUAGUUUGCCAUUCAAUUUCGGAACGUCUUUUGAAUUCAUAAAACGUCAAUUUCCUAACACGACAAAAGAAUCCGCGACAACCAUGGCUAAAGAAAUCCAACAUGAAAUUGAAGUAGAAAUGUCGAACUCUAAUUGGUUGAAUAAUGAAACAAAGAACCUGGUUAAGGAAAAACUUAAGGCAAUGAAGUUUGUAAUUGGUUAUUCAGAAUCGUAUUUUUCGAAAUUAAAUUUAAGUGAUAAAAAUAUAAAAGAUGAGAUUCCGUUAGGUCCAGAUUAUUUCGAAAAUCAAAUCUCUUUUUCUAAAUAUAUAAGUUUUACAAAAGCCAAAGAGCUUCGUGAACUAAACACCAAUGAUUCGGAACCAGUUAUUAUGUCACCAAUUUCCUAUAAUGCUUUUUAUUAUCCAAGCACGAAUAGUUUGAAUGUUGCAGCUGCACUAUUUUUACUUCCCAUAUAUAAUUCGAAUUUACCUCAUGCGAUAAAUUACGGAUAUAUAGGUUAUACAAUAGGUCACGAAAUGACUCAUGGAUUUGAUAACGAAGGACGAAGAUUUGAUAAAAAUGUAAAUGACAUUUCUUGGUGGUCAAACGAAAUGAUUGCUGAAUAUGAUAAGAGGGCCAAAUGUUUUGUGGAUCAUUAUAAUAAUUAUACAGUAGACGGAAAUCUAACUCAAGGUGAAACUAUUGCUGAUACCGGAGGGUUGAUUGCAGCUUAUGGAGCUUACAAGCAAAAAAUGAAGAAAGAAAAUAUUAAAGAUAAACGUUUACCAGGAUUAGAAAACUUGGAUUCAGAUCAAUUGUAUUUUGUUUCUAUGGCUUUUGUAAAUUGUGAGAGCGGAACACCAGAAUAUUUUGCACUAGAAAAUACUGAUGUUCAUCCAGACUCGAAUUUGAGAAUAAAUGGACUCAUGCCAAACGUAAAAGGAUUUAUUGAUGCAUUUAAAUGUGACGAAGAACCAAUAUGCAAAAUAUGGGAUUGAUUAGAUUCAAUUUUAUCUUAAAAU
Molecule: messenger RNA, 2531 nt
Organism: Leptopilina boulardi
Lineage: Eukaryota; Metazoa; Arthropoda; Insecta; Hymenoptera; Figitidae
Product: endothelin-converting enzyme 1-like
Exons: 18
Coding region: 303-2507 (734 amino acids)
Biological process (GO): protein processing
Cellular component (GO): plasma membrane
Molecular function (GO): metalloendopeptidase activity
Source: RefSeq, a predicted model, not a curated record